Messenger RNA from Alosa sapidissima (American shad), 2524 nucleotides. Its product is annotated as acidic leucine-rich nuclear phosphoprotein 32 family member A-like. Gene Ontology annotation, cellular component: nucleus. NCBI's taxonomy places the organism in Eukaryota, Metazoa, Chordata, Actinopteri, Clupeiformes, Clupeidae. Gene Ontology annotation, biological process: regulation of apoptotic process. Gene Ontology annotation, molecular function: histone binding. Bases 1017 to 1802 code for a protein of 261 amino acids. The record is from RefSeq and is a predicted model, not a curated record. The transcript is spliced from 7 exons.
UCGUCUUCUCCAUUUUAGCUGGAAAAUUUUAACUGGCAACGGAACUACGGGGGUGGGACCAUAAUUUGUAUUUUCAUUGGUAAGGUUGUGACGUCCGGAUUUGGGCGAAGCGAUUUCUCAUUUUAUUUGUUUAAAUUGGUGUCAGUCUGGAUCAAAAAAAUGUGUCAAUCUGGUAAAUCUUGUUGUUGCGAAGGGCUGAGUUUAAAAUGAGUUCAACAGUCUGCUUGUGUGCCCUGAUGAGGGCUUGCCCGCUGUGUUCUUUCUGGUUGCUGGGGACUGUUCACUUCGGACACAUGUAGCAUACACGAUCGACACUAGCGAGACCUUAUUUUCAGGAUAUUUUGCACUUUUUAAUGGUGUUGGUACGAAGUAUUACACCCCGUGAUUUCUUAUUGUUUUGUCUUUAUUUCACCUCACAUGAGUAGCCUAACUGCAGUAAAAGAAUCAUCUAACAUUGUUUUCUGUAGGCCACUGUUCAGUGUUGAUCAGACGACCAUUACCGUUGAAAAUUAGAAAUUCUCAUUGUUUGAUAAUUUGAUGAGCUCAACUGCAAUCUAGAAGGAUGGCAUACAGGUUUUGCGACACGAUGGCUCUAUUUCGAUUUAGAUUCGUGUUCGCCUAGGCUGCUUGUGGACGUUCAUGAGUUGUUGAUAUACCCCAAGUGGUGCCUCGGUCGUCUUUACGUUUCAACAAAAACGAAAAUACUUUCUACGAGGUUAACUUGUUUAAUAAAUGAUUAUCGCACUUGAACUACACUCUUUCCUUUCUCAACCAAACAAAUACACCAGCUCCGCCUUGUUGAACGAUUGGUUCAAUAUGGAGGUUGGGCGUCUGCAAGUACUUGACGUGCCUAUUCUUGUCUAUUGAUUGGCCAUGUGUGACGACAGUCACAUGUCAUGUCCCGCCCUCUAAAGUGAUCAAGGUAGUGUGUGAACUGUGUCUAAGAGGCGGCAUCCUUUAACGCUUCUGCAUGUCCAAGUGUUCCUGUAUCUCCUGAUUGCUUUACUGAAGCCGAAAUGGAUAUGAAGAAAAGAAUUCAUCUAGAAUUGCGAAAUCGGACACCAUCUGAUGUCAAGGAGCUGGUUCUUGAUAACUGUCGAUCAAAUGAAGGGAAAAUCGAAGGCCUCACAGAUGAAUUUGAAGAGCUGGAGUUUUUAAGCACAAUUAAUGUUGGCUUAACAUCAGUUGCAAAUUUGCCUAAAUUGAAUAAACUCAAAAAGCUUGAAUUGAGUGACAACCGCAUCUCUGGAGGCCUGGAAGUUCUGUCAGAAAAAUGUUCAAACCUCACACACCUCAACCUCAGUGGAAACAAAAUCAAAGACCUCAGCACCAUCGAACCUCUGAGAAAGUUGGAGAGCCUGAAGAGCUUAGACCUGUUCAACUGUGAGGUCACCAACCUGAACGACUACCGGGAGAAUGUGUUUAAGCUCCUCCCCCAGCUGACCUAUCUGGACGGCUAUGACAAAGAGGACAAGGAGGCCCCCGACUCGGAUGCUGAGGGCUACGUGGAGGGGCUGGACGACGAAGACGAGGAUGAUGAAGAUGGAGCAGAGGAGGACUAUGAUGAAGAUGCAGCUCCAGGGGAUGAGGAUGAUGAUGAUGAAGAGGUGGAAGAGGAGGAGGAUGACGAGGAAGGCGGCGAGGAGGACGACGAUGAUUUAAGUGGAGAGGAGGAGGAGGAUGAGCUGAAUGAAGGCGAGGAUGAUGAGGACUUAGACGAGGAGCGGGGGCAGAAGAGGAAACGAGAUCCUGAGGAUGAAGGUGAUGAUGAUGAUGACGACGACGACGAUGAUGAAGACUAAACCCGCUUCUUUACUUGCUUUUUAAAAAUGACUCUUGUGUUUCCUAAACGGACAUAUGAGCUGUGGGUGGGUGUAUGUGUGUGUAGAGACUGGGGGGCUGGGGACGUGAAGUCCAGGUUAGGUCACAGGCGUAUUUCUUUUAUGUUUAUCAGUUGCAGACUUUAGUUCAGUUACAUUUCUUUUCCAGCUCCGGUCCUGUAAUCCAGACCACAAACAUUAUUUUGUAAAGGAACACACUCCCUUACUAAAGGUGUCAGUUCUUGCUACCAUGGAUGCCGAAAUGCAUAUACAGAUGUUUUUACAACAGAGAGCAGAAACGUACCCAAAGCUUUUGAGUGCUUAUCCACCUAUUUUGAUGACUACUGCUUUUUUAAUCUCAUACACCAGCCUGCCCUUAUUUUCCUCUGGAGGGUUGUUCAUUUUACAGAGUAAACUAUUUUACUGUUGUGAGUGUUGAGGGUGGCCUUGUCCCAAGGAGGCUCUGUGUGUGUGUGUGCGUGUGUGUGUGUGUGCACGCUUGCGGCCCCUGUCCGUCUUGCUCUGAAUGUCUGCCAUUAUCACAGGCUGGCUCCUUCCUGUGCGUGAAUAGUCUAUGUGUGGGGUUUUUGUAAAUAGUGACCAAAACUUUUUCUAUGCUCUUUUGAUAAUGGUAGACAUUUUUUCAUUAUCCAGCUGUAACAAUUUAACUAUAAUAAAAUGUUCAUUGGACAUUGAAGAAUCCA